ACUUUACAUACGACUUGACUCCAUUAUCUGUCUCUAUGUCUCCCUGUCUGAUAUUAUUCUUUCCGCUUUAUUUACCGAGGUUAAAUACAAAAAUAGAGGGCGUUUAUAACUUGUACUAUACUAUAAAAUAAGAAGUAUAUUAAUUGUAUCAUAACUAAAAGUAAAUGUAAAAACAAAAUUCUGAGAACUUGACAUUCUUUCGUCUGCACUCUAAAAAAGUUCCUUUCAACUCCUUUUUGAUAUAGAGAGGAUUUAUUUUACUUUUUGGAUGUUGGCUAUUGAAUUAUUCUGUCAGUUUCAAUGAAUGGAUUUAACAUUAUUACUUUAGAUAAACAUAUGACCCUAGACGUUACCCUAAUAAACCUUUUCCGCCUCGUUUAUGAUAACGGCGAAAUUAGUGGUAAAGUAGUGAAGAAGAAGAGUAGUAAUGUAUUCAUCAGUGGAAGAGGAUUCAUGCAAGUUACCUUCAACUUCAGGCGCUGCAUAUGCAAAAGCAUAUUUUUUGAAGUUUUCUCAAAUUGACUUGGAUACAGAAAAUGCAAAGAUUUUAUUUAAAAAGAGAGAUGGGAAGAGAUUACUUGAGGUAGCUAGGAGCUUAGAGACACUAAAUCAACAAACAAGAGAUAUGGCAUACCAAGAAGAACACAAGUUAGUUUGGACCAAAGAAUAUAUUAGGCUUCAAGAACAAGCUUUCAGAAUGGACCAAGAGAACUGGUGUAAAACUAUGUACAAGAAAGAAAUAUGGGCUGAAGAUGCCAUGGAAAUUCUUAGAAUGAUGAUGAAGUUUGAAGAAAGCAGAUCAGAUUUUAAAGAGAAAAUAGUAGAUCCAAUGUGGCUUUUGAGGGAAGACCUACAGGAUUGGCUUGACAGACAUGAACUGGAGAAGCCACUUCUGCCAUCUACUUAUAUGAGUCAUCAUCAGAUUCAAGAAAUACUCAGAACUGUUUGGUGUGAUUAUUUUAUCAUGAUUCAAAAACUAGACAAUGAGCUGGAGGAGAGUGAAAGAGAACUCCAGAAAGCAUCUACUAUAAUUCUGGAGGAACGUGGUCAUCAAUCUUCAAAAAGCAUACUAGAAAAGUAUGAGGAACUACCAUUUUUGUCUUCACCAGUACAUGAUAAACUUUUAAACCAGCUCCAUCAGCUUGACUUAAGAUAUAAAAUAAAGAUUGAAGAUUUGGGUGAAAAAUCAUUAAAAGAUGUCUGUUUAACAGACACAUGGAGAACAUCAGAGAAGUCAGUACUGUAUCAUAUCCUGGAACAGUAUCCAUCAGGGAUGUUAAACAAGUGGACCUUAUGCUCUGAUAGAUUGAAAAGAACAUUCCCAGAAAAAUCAACCAAAGACUUGGUAACACUGACACAACUGAGUGAGUCACAACAAUUGUAUACAAAACAGCGAAAUGCCAUUUUGAACAGUUGGUUACAAGAUAGAAAAAAAUGGCAGAAUAAAGCUGUUAAGGAGGUGUGUGAUGCUCAUAAUAAAUUUCUGGUCAGAAAGGCAUCAAAAGAAGCUCAGGUCUGUCAGAAAGCUGUAUGUGAUCAGUUGAGAAUAAAGUUAGAAAAAAUGAAGGAAGAAAAGAAAAUGGAAAAAUUAAAAGAAGAAGAAAAAGCAUCCAAGUACCAAGAAACUAUGAAAAAAGCUAACAAAAUGACUGCAAUGAAAGAGAAACAAAGAAGAGAAAUAGAGAAAGAAAUGCUUAAGAGUUAUUUUGAAGAAAAACUAAGAAUGCAAAAUGAGAACCAAGAAGAUCUUUGUAGGUUACUUCAAGAGAUGAAGGUUGUGAGAAAACAGCAGAUGAAAUAUAAUCGAAAGAGGUUUCCAAACAGAAAUAAGGAGACAUUGUUUGGAAAGCUCUAAAUCUAUCUUAUCAUCCUGUCUCCACUCAAAGGUUGAUUGUGCAGAGGGUCAACUGAUGAUAAUGCAGAAUGAAUGAUUGGAUGUGUAGAUGAUGAACUAGCACACAGAAAUGAGUUAUUCUUGAGCUUCUAUCAUAUAAGUUCACAGAAGAGUGCAAAUGGUCUGCUUGCCUAUGCCUAGCAAAUUAACAUAAAUGUACUAAUAAGUACAAAUUGCCAAGUUCUGACAACCAAGCCAUCAGUGAAAUCUGAAGAAAGUGAGGAGUUGACAGGUAUCAUUGAUGAUGAAGUGGAUUGGCAAAUGACAAUGAUAAAUCCCACUGUAUUUUAUCUUUUAUGACUGAUAUGAUUAUUUAAUUUUAUCUAUUAAUUUUAUAAGUUGAUAUAUUACUGUUGAUGUUGUGAACUUCAAAGGAUCUUUGAUACAUUAUUGGUUACAUAUGGUUUUGUCUGAUGCCAACUAUUUGGCAAUGACUGUUGAACACAAAUCUGAAUUAUAUUUUGGUGAUCUUUAAUGAAACAACUUUCUUGAAUAAAUAAUAUCAUAACAGUACAGUCAUAAAAGAAACUGCAUCAUUUAUUAUACAUUUAGUACAGUUUUUAUGAGGUUAUCAGUUACUUGCAUACUUUUAACACACAUUUGAUAUGUGAUAAAAUUUGAUAAUGUAAUAUUAUUUUAGAAAAGUAGCAUGUACAUGAUAUGAAAGAUAGCUCGUAUAAUUUUUGCAAUAAUAAUCCCAUUGAAAUUGGUUGGAAUUUGCAGGAAUCUUACAUUGAUAUUUUCACUGUGUGGUGUUUAACAUUCAGUCAUUUCAAAUGACAUACACAAUUAAUAAACACAGAUGUUGUUUUUGAGAUAUGGUUUUUUGUAACAAGAUAAUAAUGCAAGAUACUUAUUUGAAUGAGGUUUCGAAAUGAAAUCACUCAUAUAUGGUUACUGAUCAGUGUUUUCGAUGUUAUAUAUUAAAUACUGUUUUAUGAAUAUAAAUGGAGGUAUAUGAUAUUUUCUUACAGCGUAAUAAAUGAUACAGUUUGGCCAUAUUUCUUGUAGAGUAUGUGGUUGUAACACACUGACCCCCAAUGAAGACUAACAAACAGA
This is a messenger RNA of Limulus polyphemus (Atlantic horseshoe crab), 2953 nucleotides long. Its product is annotated as coiled-coil domain-containing protein 148-like. The record is from RefSeq and is a predicted model, not a curated record. The transcript is spliced from 8 exons. The coding region runs from base 428 to 1855 and encodes 475 amino acids. NCBI's taxonomy places the organism in Eukaryota, Metazoa, Arthropoda, Merostomata, Xiphosura, Limulidae.